AUGUUUAAAGAGCGUGAGAAAAAAUUACUAGAAGUAGAAGGGCCUGUUGGCGCUGCAGAAGACAGCUGCUACAGGGAUGAAUCCAGCUACAUACCAACACGGCCUUCUCCUGACAACCACAACAAUGACGACGAGUAUACAUUUUGGCUGAACUAUGGCCAGAAGGCGGCCGACUGGCCAAUUGGUCAGCCCGUGCCCUUGCCGAAAUGGGGUAGUUCAAGGCCACCUCUUACGGUCAGCUCGAUUGAGGAAUAUGAAGAGCUGACCAGACAAUUUGAAAAUGAAGUACAGAUUUUACUUCAGGCAUAUAAUUAUGAUUCAACAACAAACUUCAUCAAAUUUUAUAAUGAAUACAAAAAUGGAAAAUGUGAUUCCUUGGAGAACUUCUUUAGGGAAUAUAAACCACCAUUAACUAAAAAUGCAAAUACCUGUGUUGGACUUGGUUUAUUAUUGAUUGGGAAAUUAGCAUUGUUGGAAAACAAAUUUCCUGGUGUUAAAAAUAGUCUUUAUUUAGUAUCUUGUGAGGAAUCUAUAGAGAGUCAUGAGGGAUACAUAAGUAAUGACUACCCAGACCCAUGGGUAAGUGAUAAAGAACAUGUUAUGGUUGCUAUGCAAAUUGAAAUCAACGGUCGUGGUGGUGUGAUAUUGCUGGAUCCAGGUUAUCAAAUUGGUAGAGUCAUAACUGUAAUGAUUGAUCAACAAUAUCCUCAUACUGGUCGUUUUGUGCCGUCAUCUUGUCCGCAAAAAGAGUACUGUUAUCAAACAAUGGUUGGUGAAAAGUAUGUGCAAUGGUCUGUAUGGAAUGGAUCACCAAAACCAGAAACCAACCUGGUAUAUAUAGGGGCGUCUUAUCAUUCACCGGUGUCUGUCACCGAACGUCGAAAUUUAGUUUACAACUUUAGAAGCUUAUUGGCCACCGAUAGAAAAGGUCACUUGUUGGCUGGUGUCUAUUUUAAAGCAGCACUACAGUCCACAUUCACAUUGUUUUGCGAUGAUGACCAGGAUUCAACAAUUAAACACCGAAUUAAAGUUCCAUCUGCUAAAUUUAUUACUUUAAAUGAAGUUGACAACGAUGUCGAGAAGAUAUUAGAUACAUGUAGUAAACAUCUUAAGAUGACUAAGGUUCAGUUUUGUAAUGUAUUAUCUGCACUAGCAAAAAUAUUAGAAGACAAAGAUUUUCUCGAUCAAAUGUGCAAAAUUAACGAUGAUAUAUACAAACUGGGAGUUGAUGAAAAUAACAAUAAUGAAGGCGCUAAUAAUUAUAAUUUAUCCGGUUAAUUUAGCAUUCACAAUUAUAUAAAAAAAUUUUUUUCUUUUAAAUAUUUUACUAAAUUAUAAUUUUCAUAAGUGUUAUUAGAUAGAAUAUUUUCUAGUUAAAUAUUAUACAGUAAUUUUUUUUUUCAUUAUAUUAUUAUUUAAGAACUAGACAUUUUAGUUGUACUUACGGACAUGGAUAAAAAUUUGAUGUGAAAAUAAAUAUUUUUUUUUGUUUGAACAAA
This is a messenger RNA of Metopolophium dirhodum (rose-grain aphid), 1499 nucleotides long. RefSeq lists its product as uncharacterized. The transcript is spliced from 6 exons. The coding region runs from base 1 to 1278 and encodes 425 amino acids. NCBI's taxonomy places the organism in Eukaryota, Metazoa, Arthropoda, Insecta, Hemiptera, Aphididae. The record is from RefSeq and is a predicted model, not a curated record.